Molecule: messenger RNA, 1818 nt
Organism: Penicillium waksmanii
Lineage: Eukaryota; Fungi; Ascomycota; Eurotiomycetes; Eurotiales; Aspergillaceae
Exons: 1
Coding region: 1-1818 (605 amino acids)
Molecular function (GO): lyase activity
Source: RefSeq, a predicted model, not a curated record
AUGUUCACAGAUGACCGGGUCCAAGCGGUACUUUCAAUGAACGAGACGGACUUGUACUAUCAAGUUGUCCUGAACUAUCUUCGACAGACAGCAAAUACUGCUAUCGCAACCCCCCUGUCGCUAUCUGCAUCAACCUCCUGGUCUAGCACCAUUCGGAUGAAUGUCGGCGCCGUGGCAGGCAUGUACCGGUUGACCAAUAACGAUGCCUAUUCCGAUUGGGUUAUUGAGACCCUUUUGCAAAUAGCGAGUCUCUCCGACUGGGAUCCAUCGAAUUUCUUGAAUACCGCAGAUAUCACUAUGACAGUCUCUCUUGGUUACGACUGGGUAUAUGAUCAAUUGACCGAGACCCAGCGUGAGUCUAUUGAGACAGCGAUAGCUGAGAAGGCUUUUAUACCAGCUCUCGAUUCCUCGAUCAACUCGUGGAGUGAGCACACCAACAACUGGGCACAGGUGACGCAUGGUUGCUUGAUUAUUGGAACUCUUGCUAUAGGAGAUGUCAACACAACACUUGCAGAUCAAAUCAUAGAUUUCUCCCUUCCGAAAUUAAACACAUCCCUACAACAGUAUGCUCCAGAUGGGGGCUGGAUUGAAGGCUACUCAUAUGGAACAUAUGCAGGCAUAUUCCUAGGCCUGAUGAUGGGCUCGCUCGACAGCGCACUCGGAAAUGAUCUUGGCAUCGCAAACCUUCCAGGAAUGAGCAAGCUGGGCGCAUGGUUGACACAUGGGUUUGGACAAACAGGAGGAUUCAGCUGGGCCGACGGCGCAUGGACAUUUUCGAAUGCAAACAGUCUCUGGAGCAUCGGAUACUGGGCGACACGUUUUAACCAAGCUGGAUGGUUGCAGGGAAUGCUGUCGAGAUUCACAGCUGUUCAAGCAGCAACCUUCCAAGCAUACCUUUUCUAUAACUCAACACUGAAUUCCACCAAUUUAUUGCCAACCACGCCUCGUUAUAAUCAGUUCGAGGGUAUUGCGGGAAUGACUUACCGCACCUCGUGGGCCAACUCCGAUGGCUGGUUCUACGGGUUCAUGGGCGGGUUCAAUGGACGCUCCCAUGGUCAUUUGGAUGCAGGCUCUUUUGUCGUGGACUACAAGGGCUACCGAUGGGCAGAGCUUUUGGGAUCAGAUAGUUAUAGUCUCGGCAGCUAUUUCGCGGCGCCAAAACGCUGGACAUAUUACCGUUGUCGCUCCGAGGGUGCGAACACCUUGAGCAUUUCCGACAAGGCUCAGACUGCACUGCAUUUCGCAAACCAGAUUCCUUCCGCAAAUAACUCUCUGCUUUGGGCUGGUAGUUUUGAUUCAUCUAGUCGUUUUGGCAUCGCAAACCUCACGCAGGCAUAUUCCAAUGUCACAACAAGUGUUCUCCGCGGAGUGGCGGUUCUCAAGGACUCGCAGCUUCUAGUUCGAGAUGAGAUCAUUGCGCCCGAUGCAGUGGACAUUGCUGCUAGCUGGCAUACGACGGCAGAUAUAACUCUAGGCACGGACAAUCGAACCGCAACUUUAACCCAGGGUGAUGUUACGAUGCAGCUCACGAUAUUACAGCCAUCAAAUGCGUAUCUCGAACUUGUCGACACAAAUCCCUGUAAUGCAUAUAGUGGGUGUUCCGAAAUGACCAAUAGCGGGAUAUACAAUAUUGCUGUUCGUCUGUCGGAGCUGACCACAGAAGCUACUAUUCUCCUGGCCCUGGCAGAGAGCGGUACCACUCUUGAGAAUUUCGAUACGUCGCUCAAGUCUUGGUAUCCCUUGUGCACCGUGGAUUGCUGGAAGGGAGAAAAUGUGGAUGAUCCGUAUUGGCUUGAGAAUUCAGAAAUAUAUUACUAG